CCUUAUUCUUAGUUUUUUACCAGUAUUUUUUUUAGAUUCUGUUGAGGUUACAGAAAUCGAUUAUUGGGGAUCGGUGGUUGGAGUACGAAGACUGAAUUUUAGAUCUUCGUUUAUUUAUUUUGCUGGAGUUUGUUCAGUUGAGGAGGUAUAGAAUCCGGGUUUUGAUCCCGCAUGACGAUUCCUGGUUCUGGUUACUUGAUGGACAAUGAGGCGAGUUGCUUGCCGUGCACGCCGGAGGAAGAAAAAAGGAUUAUAGAGGAGCUAACGAAAGAGGCAGAAUCUAAGUUGAAGGAAGGAAAUUUGUAUUACGUUAUCUCCAACAGAUGGUUUAUGGAUUGGCAGAGAUACAGUGGACAAGAUACAGGUGAUUGUCCAAUGGAUGAGCAUCCCAGUGGUUCCCAACUUUCAAAUGGAUUUCGUUCAAAGAAAGCAGAUAGACCUGGACAAAUUGAUAAUACUCUUCUAGUUAAGAGUGGCAGUGAUGGUAAAGUUAAUGACCUGGAACUUGUUAGACCACUGGAGGAAGGACGCGAUUAUGUUUUGAUCGCUCAGGAAGUCUGGAAGAAGCUUCAUGAUUGGUAUAAAGGGGGACCAGCACUGCCUAGAAGGUUGAUUUCUCAAGGUGUCCUCCAUAAGAACUUUACUGUAGAGGUUUACCUUCUCUGUCUUUACUUGAUUGAUUCUAGAGACAACAGCCAGUCAGUUAUCCGGAUAAGUAGAAAGGCUUCUGUACGUGAGCUGUAUGAUCGGGUGUGCUCAUUUCACAAGCUAGAACAGAAGAAGGUUCACAUUUGGGAUUACUUCAAUAAGCGGAAACAUUCAUUAUUGGCUAUUUCCAAUAAUACGCUGGAAGAGAUGAACUUGCAGAUGGACCAGCAUAUGCUCUUGGAGGUACAGCAUAGUGGGUUUUUGUCAUCUGGAUUCGGCAUGGACUCAACAGGAAAUGAAUUAGCUCUGGUACCAAUUGAACCUUCAAGGUCACCUGUAACUAUUGCAGGAGGUCCAACCCUGUCCAAUGGCAAUUCAACAGGAUUUGGUUCCAGUUUGCUUCAAGGAAAUAAUUUAAGUUCAGUACUGAUGGAUGUUGAUGAUGUAUAUGGCCCAUUGAGCACUGUGACAAAAGGUGACAGAGGAGGGUUGGCAGGAUUACAGAAUCUGGGAAACACUUGCUUUAUGAACAGUGCUAUUCAAUGUCUGGUCCAUACACCCCCACUAGUUGAUUAUUUCUUGCAGGACUAUAUCGAGGAGAUCAACAUGCAAAAUCCUUUAGGAAUGCAUGGUGAGCUUGCAGUUGCUUUUGGUGACUUGCUGAGGAGAUUAUGGUCCUCCGGACGGACACCAAUUACUCCACGUGCAUUUAAGGGAAAACUAGCUCGUUUUGCUCCCCAGUUUAGUGGGUACAACCAACAUGAUUCUCAAGAACUUCUUGCCUUCUUACUGGAUGGACUACAUGAGGAUUUGAAUCGUGUCAAGCACAAGCCUUACCUUGAAACAAAGGAUGCAAAUGGUCACCCUGACGAGGAAGUAGCAAACGAGUGUUGGGAAUAUCACAAGGCUCGAAAUGAUUCCAUAAUUGUGGAUAUUUGUCAGGGUCAGUAUAAGUCAACACUGGUAUGCCCAGUUUGCAGCAAAGUUUCAGUGACUUUUGACCCCUUCAUGUACUUAUCAUUGCUGUUACCUUCAUCUGUUACACGGUCAAUGACAAUUACUGUUUUUUAUGGUGAUGGAAGUGCUCUUCCCAUGCCAUUUACCGUGACACUGCUCAAACAUGGUUGCUAUAAAGAUCUUACUCAGGCCUUGAGUAAUGCAUGCUGCUUAAAGAGUGAUGAAAGCAUCUUACUUGCAGAGGUGUAUGAUCAUCGAAUAUAUCGAUACUUGGAGAAGCCUAGUGAUCCAUUAUCUAUGAUAAAGGAUGAUGAGUAUAUUGUAGCCUAUCGACUUCCUAAAAACCACAAUGAAUUAACAAGAUUAGAGAUAGUUCAUCGAAGUAAGGGAAAAGCCACGUCGGACAUGAUUAACAGCGGGGAUUGGAGACUUUUUGGUACACCCCUGGUUACUUUUCUGGGAGAGGGUCCACAAACUGGAACUGAUGUUCAAAUUACCAUACAUAAAGUGCUUGCACCAUUGCAGAGAAAAUCAUAUUUUUCGUUAACUCACACCCAUGCCAACAAAGAUAAUGGUACUGCUCCAGGUAUUGAUGUUGAUCAAUCUAACAGCUGCGACCCUCAAUCUGCACUUAGGAGCCAAGCCAUAGACAACAUGGAACUAGAGAAGACAUCUAAUGGAGGGUUGUCAUACCAGCUCUCUUUAACUGAUGAGAAGGGAUUGAGCUACAAUCCCCUUGGAAAUGAUUCUCUUAUUGGGACUGUUGAAUCCAUUAGGGUUGUGUUGGAUUGGUCCGACAGAGAACAUGACAUGUAUGACACAAGCUUCCUUGAGGAUCUUCCUGAGGUCUACAAGAGUGGCUUUACUGUAAAAAAGACACGGCAGGAAGCAAUCUCUCUGUUUUCCUGCUUGGAAGCCUUUCUGAAGGAGGAACCCUUGGGGCCUGAUGACAUGUGGUAUUGUCCUACCUGUAAGGAACAUAGACAAGCAUCCAAGAAAUUGGACUUGUGGCGGUUGCCAGAGGUUUUAGUUGUUCACUUGAAACGAUUUUCCUAUAGCCGAUAUCUGAAGAACAAGCUUGACACCUUGGUGAAUUUUCCUAUCCAUAAUCUUGACUUAAGCAAGUAUGUGAAGAGUAAGGGCGCUGGUCCUCAAUCACAUGCAUAUGAGCUCUAUGCCAUCAGCAACCAUUAUGGUGGCCUAGGAGGUGGCCACUACUCUGCAUAUGCAAAGUUAAUUGACGAGGAUAGAUGGUAUCACUUUGAUGAUAGUCAUGUUUCUCCAGUUACUGAGGAUGAGAUCAGGACAUCAGCAGCUUAUGUAUUGUUUUAUCGAAGACUUGAACCAAAGCUGGGUGCAGAAGGGUCAUCUAAGUUUCAUCUCCAAGCAACUGAAGUUGAUGCCAAGAGUAUGCAUAAUAGCACUUAGCUAUGGUUCUUUGAUAGCUUUGGUGCUUUCCUGGGUUAGGCACAGAUUGCGUUGGCCCUACAACAAAUACUAGUCGAAAUGGAUGAUUUUUGUGGGCUGAAGGACAGCCAAGCGGGUCCAGCUUUUGAUUAAUAAGGUAGGGUAGGAAGUGAAACUGGUGCAGGAGGAUAUAGAGUAUCAUUCAGUUUAGAGGACAAAUUGCUGAUUAAAAGGCAAGCAAAUUAAAUUUUGCUGGUUUACUAUUCAUUUUUGCAAUGAAAUUUUGAAGAGCUAGUCUGGCAGUACAUAAAUUAUAGGGAAAGUAUUUGUUCCCUGAAUGAUGCACAGGUUCGGCCUGCCC
Telopea speciosissima is the source of this 3373-nucleotide messenger RNA. Its product is annotated as ubiquitin carboxyl-terminal hydrolase 9-like. Lineage: Eukaryota; Viridiplantae; Streptophyta; Magnoliopsida; Proteales; Proteaceae. Gene Ontology annotation, molecular function: cysteine-type deubiquitinase activity. The coding region runs from base 172 to 3033 and encodes 953 amino acids. The record is from RefSeq and is a predicted model, not a curated record. The transcript has 13 exons. Gene Ontology annotation, biological process: protein deubiquitination.